GCUAUCUCUCUAUCUUGGGGGUCUGCUUGCAGUCUAGAUGCUUACCCGCCGAGCGCCCAGGGGCAGUUGGUGUGUAAGCUGAGCCUCGUUUAAUUGGGGUUGCAAGUUAUUGUGACUCUCUCUUCCUUUGAGGUUUGGGCUGAAAUGUAACUCUAUACACGAAAAGCGCUCUUCGCCGUUGACCGGAGUUGUAAUCAUGCUUCUUCUUCCUACGGAUACAAUCCGCCAAUGGCAAUCUCACCUCAUCCAUAAUAGAGGUUCCCGAUCAAGGCGCCGGACCUUCCUGACCUGGAUUGGCACAAAGAACAAUCACUGUCAUGUACCCGACUUCCUGCUGAUCAACUUUGCGUAUGAAGCCGAUAAACCGAGUGCUCAAGGACCAUAAUGGACGAGUCUCACGAUUCACUGGCGGCGGUGAUUGAGGCAUCGGCCACCAUUAAGAAGCCGGCCUUCAAGAUAACGGUAGGCGUCUGCUUCGGCCUUGCGCUACUCUCCGUUGUCGCUCGAGCCGUGAUCCGGCUCAGAACCCGGCGCCAACUUUCGCUGGACGAUUAUCUCAUUUUCCUAGCAGCUGCUUUCCUGUCCGCGGCCACGGGCUUGAUGUAUCACCUCUGCGACGAGUUCUACCUCUCUACAGCGAUCCAGAAGGACAUGUCGAUUGUGUUCCGCCUCGACUUGCAACAGUUCAAUGCUAUUGUGAUUAAUGCCGUGCAGGAGAAUGCUACGUUUCUCAUCAUUGCAUGGACGACCACCUUCUUCGUCAAGUUCUCGUUCUUGGCCUUUUUCAAAGGCUUGAUUCGGCUCGUGGACCGGAUUAAGUAUUACUACUGGACUGUGGUCGUCUUCACGGUCGUUUCGUGGAUGUUUCUGGUUUCGGAGCCCUUCAUCCUGUGCUCGGACUUUGGGUAUGCUUCUUGUACGUUGAGGCACCUCACGUUUGCUGUUUGCAUGUGUCUCAACUGA
Pseudomassariella vexata is the source of this 963-nucleotide messenger RNA. RefSeq lists its product as uncharacterized. The transcript is spliced from 2 exons. Bases 385 to 963 code for a protein of 192 amino acids. Lineage: Eukaryota; Fungi; Ascomycota; Sordariomycetes; Amphisphaeriales; Pseudomassariaceae. The record is from RefSeq and is a predicted model, not a curated record.